AACAACCGUUUUCAACGUCCACUUAGACAAUUUGUGUUCUGACAUAUUGUUGUAAACAGGGAUGGGUUACAUGUAAUCCGCGUAAUGUAGUCAGAUUACAAAGAAAUUAACUAUAAUCAUCCCAGAUUACACAUGGAAAUGUGCAAUAAAAUGAUACAUUGUCAAGGAUUACUUGACAUGGUAAUAGUUUAUAAAUUCUACAGAUUUCUCAAAUUAAAUAAAAUCUAAACCUGAAAGUUACUUGUAAUGCUUAGUAAAAUGUGCGAGAAUUCAUUUUUCUUCAAGAAAUCUUAAUCAAGUGUUCAAUUAAAUCACGACAAAUAGCAGGAAAAAUAAACCACAGAUGAAAGUAAUUAAGGCAGAAGAAAGUAAGUAAACAUAUUGACAUAAUCUAAGCUUUACUGUUUCAACCCGUAUAUUUUAUUGAUGCGACAGCAGCCAUUAUCAUCCUGCUGCUGUGUGAGUUUUACUUUGUCCAAUAGUUACUCAGCUACAGCCCGCGUGUCUCCCGGUCUGGACCAAUCAGCGCUGCCAUGGCUCCGGCAGUUCCUUUAUAAAGCCGCUGUUCACCCCGAGAAGUAUUCCUUCUUGAACUGUGAGCACAGAGAAGACGGAGAAGCUAAAAUGGCAAGAACCAAGCAGACCGCUCGUAAAUCUACCGGAGGCAAAGCCCCCAGGAAGCAGCUGGCCACCAAGGCUGCCCGUAAGAGCGCCCCGGCCACCGGCGGAGUGAAGAAGCCUCACCGUUACAGGCCCGGUACCGUGGCUCUGAGAGAGAUCCGUCGCUACCAGAAAUCGACGGAGCUGCUGAUCCGCAAGCUGCCCUUCCAGCGCCUGGUCCGAGAAAUCGCUCAGGACUUUAAGACCGACCUACGCUUCCAGAGCUCCGCCGUCAUGGCUCUGCAGGAGGCCAGCGAGGCUUACCUGGUCGGCCUGUUCGAGGACACCAACCUGUGCGCCAUCCACGCCAAGAGGGUCACCAUCAUGCCCAAAGACAUCCAGCUGGCCCGCCGCAUCCGCGGAGAGAGGGCUUAAACUGACCCGAGACCAGCCUACAGUCACAAAACGGCUCUUUUAAGAGCCAC
Messenger RNA from Sander lucioperca (pikeperch), 1085 nucleotides. RefSeq names its product histone H3. NCBI's taxonomy places the organism in Eukaryota, Metazoa, Chordata, Actinopteri, Perciformes, Percidae. The coding region runs from base 427 to 1035 and encodes 202 amino acids. The record is from RefSeq and is a predicted model, not a curated record. The transcript has a single exon. Gene Ontology annotation, molecular function: protein heterodimerization activity; structural constituent of chromatin; DNA binding. Gene Ontology annotation, cellular component: nucleosome.